Messenger RNA from Penicillium chermesinum, 585 nucleotides. Its product is annotated as actin-related protein 2/3 complex subunit 5 family protein. The transcript is spliced from 2 exons. Lineage: Eukaryota; Fungi; Ascomycota; Eurotiomycetes; Eurotiales; Aspergillaceae. The coding region runs from base 1 to 585 and encodes 194 amino acids. The record is from RefSeq and is a predicted model, not a curated record. Gene Ontology annotation, cellular component: cytoplasm; actin cytoskeleton; Arp2/3 protein complex. Gene Ontology annotation, biological process: Arp2/3 complex-mediated actin nucleation; regulation of actin filament polymerization. Gene Ontology annotation, molecular function: actin filament binding.
AUGUCGCAACUCAAUUACCGCACCAUCAACAUCGACCAGCUCGACCCCGAGUCGUCGGUCAAUUUCCCCAUGGAAACCCUACUCCCCGCCAACCUGCCUGCGCCCGAGACCUCCAGUGACGCUGCCAAUGUGGCAAGCCAGGUCCGCCAAUUACUGCGCGGUGGUGACACCGAGGGUGCCCUGCGCGCGGCGCUGGACACCGCGCCGCUCGGCGGCGACGACCGGGCGAAGGAGGUACACAUGGCCACGGUCACAGAAGUGCUGCAGGGUAUCCGACAGGCAGACAUGACACGAGUGCUCGAGAGCGUCUGCGGCGGAGACGGCGGAGCCGAGCGGGCGGAUUGCUUGAUGAAGUAUAUCUACAAGGGCAUGUCCUCGAGUGGCCCCAGCGGCGGAGGCCAAUCCCCACGCAACACCAUCUCCCCACAGAGCACGGGGGGCUUCUCGCAGAUCCAGGCCCGCAAUGUGGGCGAGGGUGGCGGUGGCCAGCAGAUGAGUGUGCUGCUCAAUUGGCACGAGAAGCUCGUCGAAGUGGCAGGAACUGGGUGUAUCGUCCGGGUAAUGACCGACCGCCGGACGGUCUGA